AUGCCCACUUUCAGCAAUAGUGUAAGAGAAGAGGUUAUCGACGUAACACUGAGCACGCUUAACUUAGCUCAGGACAUCAGGGACUGGAAAGUGUCUCUAACACCCUCUCUAUCGGAUCACAGGUAUAUACUGUUCAAGACUGAUGGAGAGAUUCCGGAUAAAUAUGCUCGGAAUCCCAGGCAUACUAGAUGGGGGUCCUUUAGGGCAGACAUUGACAGUAAGCUUGGAGCGGUCCCAUACAGGCUUGGCAGGGGCUCUGACAUAGAAGCAGCUGUCGAGUCUCUGAGCAGGGACUUGACGGCCGCAUAUGAGGAAAACUGCCCGUUACGCAAAGUACAAGUACUCAUAUGUUUCUUGCGUUGA
This is a messenger RNA of Acanthoscelides obtectus, 363 nucleotides long. The record is from the annotation of a GenBank genome assembly. NCBI's taxonomy places the organism in Eukaryota, Metazoa, Arthropoda, Insecta, Coleoptera, Chrysomelidae.